UGUGCCUUGAUAGGAAUUCUACUGUGAAAUUUGCAUGAAUGCAUGAUGGCUUACUGAGUUCUGAUCGAGGAGGCCGUCGGUCAAUGGUGCACUUACAGAAGCUGAGAGACGAGUUGCAGAGGGUGGAGCUAUGAGGGGAGAGUGGUAUUUAGUUGUAGAUUAAAACAUUGGAGGGUGUUCAAAAACAGAGAAAGAAAAGGGUCGAGGAGGAGGCUCCGUCGUCGCCGGAACUUUCCACCGCCACCACCACCAUCACCAACUGCUAGUUCUUCACCUGAAUUGCCCUCAUGAGGCCCAGUUGAGGCACCAAAUUGGAGGUUGAAGAUCUAAUGUGGAACGCAAGAUUGUCUGUUUGUGACCUGUAAUAAACCACACACAUGCAAAUUCCUACAUUUCAAUUUCGCUGAGAACUGGUUUGGUUGGUUCUUAAAGGCUGCAUUUCCUAUUUGGAGCCAAAAUACUAUUUGUACGCCAAUGGAAUCCCAGACCCCUCCUCUUUCUUCUGCUUCAAAUGAACAAACCACAAAAGAAGAACUCAGCAUUCAAUUUCAGACCCCAAAAUCUUCUUCUUCGUCUCCUUUUUCUGCAGUAGUAAAUAUUAGGCUAUGGAGGCCAGCAGCGCAGCGAAACCUUAGAAACCAAUGGUCGAAGUCGGCUUCUUUAUGGCAAGAUUGGCAGUCUUGCUCGUCCGCUACUCGCUCUCAAGCCACUACUCUUGUCAACUCCUUUCUCUCCCAAAAGUAUAUGGAUGCGAUGGAUUUGGGAAUUUUGAGUGGCAUGCUAAGUAUUCGGAAAAAGGCCUCUUCGAAGUUGUUUAAGCAACAAGAGAUUCAGCAUAAUAAACUCUUGGCAUCAUACAAAGAUAUGGUAGGCGUUGUAACUCAGAUGGUGAACACAUCUAGAUCUAUGAGGUGCUAUCUGAAAGGAACAACCAAUAGCCCCUUGGCUCAGUUUUCUCUCUCUUCUGAAAAUGAGAAUGAUACUGGUGAUGGUGGGGGAGCCCCAGUCUUCACAUUUUGGCCCAUCUCUCUUUUUGAAAAAGUAGCACAGGACCUUGUUCAGAUAUUUGUAACAGAGCUAAACUUGAAGAGGUUGCUUGUCAUGGAGCUGCUUUCCUUGGGUGAUGAAAGAAUUGCAGAUCUUAGUAGCUUGUGUUGGUCAGAUGAACUUUAUCCAGGAGAAUUUGAUGAUCUGCAUACAUGUUCCUUGUAUUCACAUGGAGCUAGCAAGCCAGUUCUUCCAAGCCUUGGGAAAGGCGAAGUUGAAUCUUUUCAACCUAGGCAUCAACAAGACCGGAAUGUUUUACAGGGUGGAUGAAAUAUUUGCUAGCACAGGAGCUGAAAUGCACGUGACUCUUUCUUGAAGUUGUGGUGCUGGAGUUAAUGCAAAAGGGAGGGCAUGCUUCUAAAUGUCCAGAGCAAUACUACCAGGUUCCUUCAUGACAGCAAGUCAACCUUCGAUACUUGGAAAGCCUUGGGAAGAUCGAAAAUGUAGAUUUCUCAGUACUCAAUUGAUAGCAAGAUUGACAUGCUCUGAUUUCAAGCUCAGUAGACAUCUCCAAGACAUUGUGACCAAAUGAGAACAAAUGAUGAAGAUAUAGAAAUCUGAGCGUUUUUUCACUUGCACUUGGCAUGACUAGAGAUUGGGCUGUCUUUUGAAAUCAAAAUUUUGCGUUGGGCUCAACAUGGUUAAGGUGUCUGAAUAGCCAUUCUUUCAUUUCAACAAAGGGAUUUGAUGCCUUCUGCCUACAAUAUCUCAGUUGUUUUGACUUCUUUUUGCUUCUCACGCAAAAAGAUUGAGGUUUGUUCCUUAAAGAAAAGGAGGUAGAUUAGCUCCUUAUUACUUGAGCCCUUUCUUCCCAGUUGUAAUGAGUAGUCUAUUUAUCGGGGGUAUCAACCUCCUGGUAUGCUCAAGUAUGGUAAGAAAACUGGUAGUGAAUUCCCAGAUGUUUGUGUUGAUCUGAAGUCUGACAGGAAUGGCAAUUAAUUUAGAGAUGCAGGAUCAUGCUUGUUGC
Molecule: messenger RNA, 2014 nt
Organism: Coffea eugenioides
Lineage: Eukaryota; Viridiplantae; Streptophyta; Magnoliopsida; Gentianales; Rubiaceae
Exons: 2
Coding region: 475-1317 (280 amino acids)
Source: RefSeq, a predicted model, not a curated record